AUUGAGUGGUUGUGACUUGCGGUUGUUUCGAAAAGUUCAAAAACUCAUGGCAAGCGAUCAAACGUUUGCAAAUGACUUAUUGACAAUCGUUCCGGAUUAUAUCUAUAUCUCGGAUUACAACACAUUCCUCAUCCAUGUGGAUGGCAACCUUAGAUUUGACACCUGCAUCAUGCACGGCAUGAUCUUCUCGUUGCAUGUUUGUCAGAGCCUCUGGAAUCUCGCAUGGAGGAUGGGUGGUGAUGGGACCAAAAUUGGAUGGCUGCCCGAAAACUAUGCAGCUUGAAAGGCUUGGCCCCGAGUGCUUAAGCAUUGUGGCUGUUCAAGAUAAGAUCACAACUGGGUUUUACAUGCUAUUGUCUUCGAUAUUUCUCGAGCGUGGCGUGGUCAAGCAAACCGCGGCUACUCGAAAGUGCUGUACUUCUGGGCAUCGAAGUUAUACUGGCUGUCUGAGAGGCCAUGGCCCGCGCGCAAAGUUCUACGUUUACCGAGGGUUUGAGCGGUUCAAGGAUGAAGAACUACCAGGGAUAAAUCAAUGGUGGUGGACCAUAUGGCGGGAUUUAAGCCAUCGCGCCCGGCGGCUCAGUGUGAAUUGCAUGGGGCCACAUCGCUAUCUUAUCUGGUGGGGCUUCACCCUGAAACGGGUUCUCACCGAUGCAUCUGAUGUUCUCAGACAAGUCAGCCACCAUAUGAGGACACCGAUGAUAGUAGAGAGUGUGCGAACAAAUGAUAGUAUGGCUGGACACUUUCAGCCACCCGAGAUCCAACUUCCUGAUGUCCCAAUCAUAAUUGUUUAA
This is a messenger RNA of Truncatella angustata, 794 nucleotides long. RefSeq lists its product as uncharacterized. NCBI's taxonomy places the organism in Eukaryota, Fungi, Ascomycota, Sordariomycetes, Amphisphaeriales, Sporocadaceae. Bases 195 to 794 code for a protein of 199 amino acids. The record is from RefSeq and is a predicted model, not a curated record. The transcript is spliced from 3 exons.